This is a messenger RNA of Acinonyx jubatus (cheetah), 14034 nucleotides long. It is a transcript of the gene MICAL2, whose product is annotated as microtubule associated monooxygenase, calponin and LIM domain containing 2. NCBI's taxonomy places the organism in Eukaryota, Metazoa, Chordata, Mammalia, Carnivora, Felidae. The record is from RefSeq and is a predicted model, not a curated record. Gene Ontology annotation, molecular function: FAD binding; protein binding. The coding region runs from base 325 to 6216 and encodes 1963 amino acids. The transcript has 37 exons.
GCUACCAGCCGGGUUGGCCGCGCAGAGCAGAACUGCAGGCGCUAGCCCGGCUAAGCCUGCGCGGGGCUGCCUCGGUGGCUCCCAGCUCCGCAGGCCGCCUGCGGGUCCUGAGUGCCGCGUCCGCGGCUCGAGGCGAACGCAGAAGCUAACCCGAGGCUCGGCGGCCGGCGCGGAUCUCGGAACAUGGCAACCUGUGCGUGGCUCUUCCUGCAAGAUGACUUUAGUCACUGCGAUGCCUAAGGAUCAAGUGUGACAUUUCUCUAGGUACUUGAUGGUGUUCUCCUGCAUCCUCUCCUCACCACUGCUCUACACGGCUCCUAAAACAUGGGGGAAAAUGAGGACGAGAAGCAGACCCAGGCCGGGCAGGUUUUCGAGAACUUUGUCCAGGCUUCCACGUGCAAAGGCACCCUCCAGGCCUUCAACAUCCUCACGCGACACCUGGACCUAGACCCUCUGGACCACAGAAACUUUUAUUCCAAGCUCAAGUCCAAGGUGACCACCUGGAAGGCCAAAGCCCUGUGGUACAAAUUGGACAAGCGUGGAUCCCACAAAGAGUAUAAGCGAGGGAAGUCUUGUAUGAACACCAAGUGUCUCAUUGUUGGGGGAGGACCAUGUGGUUUGCGCACUGCCAUUGAACUUGCCUACCUAGGGGCCAAAGUGGUUGUGGUGGAGAAGAGGGACACCUUCUCCAGGAACAAUGUGCUGCAUCUCUGGCCUUUCACCAUCCAUGACCUACGGGGACUGGGAGCCAAGAAAUUCUACGGGAAGUUCUGCGCUGGCUCCAUUGACCACAUCAGUAUUCGUCAGUUGCAGCUCAUCCUAUUCAAGGUGGCCCUGAUGCUGGGCGUUGAAAUCCAUGUGAAUGUGGAGUUUGUGAAGGUUCUAGAGCCUCCUGAAGAUCAAGAAAAUCAAAAAAUCGGCUGGCGGGCAGAAUUUGUCCCUGCGGACCACGCUCUGUCGGACUUUGAGUUUGACGUCAUCAUUGGCGCUGAUGGCCGCAGGAACACGCUGGAAGGGUUCCGAAGAAAAGAAUUCCGUGGGAAGCUGGCUAUUGCGAUCACCGCCAACUUCAUAAACAGAAACAGCACAGCCGAGGCCAAGGUGGAAGAGAUUAGCGGGGUGGCUUUCAUCUUCAACCAGAAGUUUUUUCAGGACCUUAAAGAAGAAACAGGGAUUGAUCUGGAGAACAUUGUUUACUACAAGGACUGCACCCACUAUUUCGUCAUGACUGCCAAGAAGCAGAGCCUGCUCGACAAAGGUGUCAUCAUUAACGACUACAUCGACACGGAGAUGCUGCUGUGUGCGGAGAAUGUGAACCAGGACAACCUGCUUUCCUAUGCCCGUGAGGCUGCAGAUUUCGCCACCAAUUACCAGCUGCCAUCGUUAGACUAUGCUAUGAACCAUUAUGGGCAGCCCGAUGUGGCCAUGUUCGACUUCACCUCCAUGUACGCCUCCGAGAACGCGGCCUUGGUGCGCGAGCGCCAGUCACACCAGCUACUCGUGGCCCUGGUGGGCGACAGCCUGCUUGAGCCGUUUUGGCCCAUGGGCACAGGCUGUGCCCGAGGCUUCCUGGCAGCCUUUGACACGGCAUGGAUGGUGAAAAGCUGGGACCAGGGCACCCCUCCCCUGGAGCUGCUGGCCGAAAGAGAAAGUCUCUAUCGGCUGUUACCUCAGACUACCCCAGAGAACAUCAACAAGAACUUUGAGCAGUACACGUUGGACCCAGGGACACGGUACCCAAAUCUCAACUCUAACUGUGUCAGGCCCCAUCAGGUGAAGCAUUUAUACAUCACUAAGGAGCUGGACCAGUGGCCUCUCGAGAGGCUGGGCUCAGUGAGGAGAUCCGUGGGCCUCUCCAGGAGGGAGUCCGACAUCCGGCCCAGCAAGCUCUUAACCUGGUGUCAGCAGCAAACCGAGGGCUACCAGCACGUCAAUGUCACCGACCUGACCACAUCCUGGCGCAGCGGCCUGGCCCUGUGUGCCAUCAUCCACCGCUUCCGGCCUGAGCUGAUCAACUUUGACUCUCUGAAUGAAGACGAUGCCGUGGAAAACAACCAGCUGGCAUUUGACGUGGCUGAGCGUGAGUUUGGUAUCCCCCCGGUGACCACAGGCAAGGAGAUGGCAUCAGCCCAGGAGCCCGACAAGCUCAGCAUGGUCAUGUACCUCUCCAAGUUCUACGAGCUCUUCCGGGGCACCCCGCUGAGGCCUGUGGAUUCUUGGGGCAAAAACUAUGGAGAAAAUGCUGACCUCAGCUUGGCCAAAUCCUUCAUUUCUCACAACUAUCUCAACCUCACGUUUCCGAGGAAGAGGACCCCGCGAGUGGACGUCCAAACUGAAGAGAGCGACAUGAACAAACGGAGGCGGAGAGGCUUCAACAACCUGGAUGAGCCUUCAACCUUUUCCAGCCGGAGCCUGCGCUCCAGUCAAGAGUGCGGCAGCAAUAAAGAAGGUGGAAAUCAGAACAAAGUCAAGUCCAUGGCAAGUCAGCUGCUGGCCAAGUUUGAGGAGAACUCUCGGAACCCCUCGCUCGUGAAGCAGGAAUGCCGCAUCUCAGGGAUAGGUAAGCCUGUCCUGCGCUCUUCCUCUGACCCACCUGUUAACUCUCGCUGCCCCCGGCCGGAGGAGCCCACACCCGGCCCAUCACCUCCUCUGAAAAGGCAGUUCCCCUCGGUGGUUGUGACGGGGCACGUGCUCCGAGAGCUAAAGCAAGUGUCUGCUGAUUGCGAGUGCCCGAGCAGACCCUGGAGAGCCAGAGCCAAGUCUGACCUGCAGCUGGGUGGGCCAGGAAGCUCUCCUGCUCUGCCCCCUGCCUGCCAGGGAGCGCUGGCCCUUUCCGGGGUGCUGCGGCGGCUGCAGCAAGUGGAGGACAGGAUUCUCCAGAAGAGGGCUCAGAACUUGGCCAACAGGGAAUUUCACAAAAAGAACAUUAAGGAGAAGGCGGCUCACCUCGCCUCCAUGUUUGGACAUGGGGAUUUCCCACAGAAUAAACUACUUUCUAAAGAUCUGUCUCCCGAGCACACUCCAGCUUCUCCCUCCUGCCUUCCAUCUCAUGAUCCUGCUGCUACUUCCUCUCCAUCGACUGUUGACUCUGUUUCUCCUGCCAGAAAGGCAAAGAAGUCACCUUCAGGUUUCCAUUUCCAUCCCAGCCACUUAAGAACAGUGCGGCCUCAGCUGACGGUAGGGAAAGUGUCCAGUGGAAUAGGGGCCGCGGCUGAAGUCCUGAUCAAUUUGUACAUGAAUGAUCACAGACCUAAGACCCAGGCCACCUCUCCAGACCUGGAGUCUAUGCGGAAGGUGUUUCCCCUGAACCUGGGCGGCAGCGACACCUGCCACUUCUGUAAGAAGCGCGUGUAUGUGAUGGAGAGGCUGAGCGCAGAGGGCCACUUCUUCCACCGCGAGUGUUUCCGCUGCAGUGUCUGUGCCUCCACCUUGCGCCUGGCCGCCUACGCCUUCGACAGCGACGAAGGCAAGUUUUUCUGCAAGUCUCAUUUCAUUCACUGUAAAGCCAACAGUCAGCAGAGGAAGAGACGGGCAGAGUUGAAGCAACAAAGAGAGGAGGAGGGAACGUGGAGAGAGCAAGAGGCCCCUCGGCGGGACACUCCUGUGGAAAGUUCUUGCGCAGCCGCCGCCAUUGGCACGCCUGAAGGCAGCCCUCCAGCAGAUGAGCCAACCUCCCCCAAGAAGCCCAAGAGUGUUCUGGAGCCAGAGCCCAGUGAUGUGGAAGGUGGAGCCAUCUCUCUCCUGCCUUCUGAGUGGACCUCAGUGAGGAUCAGCCCUGGGGAGGACGUAGUUGGACAAGACAUGAUGGCUGUGUGUGUGCUGGUCAACAGUGAUGACAGCAGCUCUGAGGCAGAGCCAGACUGCAGUGGCAGCGAGGCCUCCAGUGCAGAGCCCCGUGAGGAAAGGCCGCGGCGGCCAGAGCCCCCACCCCUACCGCAGCCCCUCACCAGGCACAGCUCUCUGAGGGAAGCCCCGACCAGAGAAGUCUCUCCACACCGCCCUGAGGAGCCCCAAGCUGUGCAAGCUCUGCUCCGGGCCAAUAGCUUCCAGUCUGUAACUCCCAACAAAUACCAGAGCUGCAGAAGAAAAUUCCAGUCCAGUUCAACACCAGUGAACAACAGAAGAACCAUGUCACCUUCAGAGGAAGCUGCCCCUCUUUCUUCUUCCUCAUUGUUUUCUUCUUCAUCUUCUCCUCCAUCUUUGUCUUCAGGCGGUGUCUCAGGGAAUGUCCUGGAUGUCUUCUCCCCACCUCAGGUGAUAGAUUACAACCUGCCCUCGCAGGUCUCAAGAGGUCACUUCAGCCCUUCUACCCCAAUCUUUCUGAGGCGCGCCAGAGCCCAGGCAGCACCCAAGGACAUGCACCUGUAUCUGCCUCAUGACCAAGUGCUGGAGCGGGCGGAGUACUGCAUGGUGAGGCCCCAGACACCCAGCCCGGCAGAGACGGCUUCUGAUGGGUAUCAGGAAACAGAGUCCCUUCUUGGGGAUGCCAGAAGCAUCCACAGAGGCCCACACCCCGCUGGAGGGAAGGACACGUGCUUGCCAGACCAAGAGCUAUCCCCCGGGGCUGGAGAGGACCCAGGAGAAAGGAAAACAGAAUCCGGAAGGAGAGAGGAGGGUGGGUCACAGCUGACAGAGGGGAAGAGGCUGGGCUUGAAGAAGUUAGUCCUCACCCCGGAGCAGAAGACAAAGCUGCUGGACUGGAAUGACUCCCUCCCUGAGAGUGUGAGCCUGGAAGCUGGGGCACAACCUGCCCAGAAAAGUGCUGACAGUGGUCGACGAGGCCAUGUGCUGAAACCAGUCAGCCCCUUGCUGCUCCCCUGGACAGCGCGAGAGACCCCACCAGCCCAGGGAAAGGCUCAGGAGAAAACGGGGACCCCAGCUGAACGGGCUCCAGGGGAGCCAAGUGUCCCUCCACCCAAGUCCCCACUUCGGCUCAUAGCAAAUGCCAUCCGAAGGUCCCUGGAGCCCCUCCUCCCCAACUCCACCAAGCCAGAAUCAAAGCCCUUGCCCACCACCCAGCCACACUCCUGCACUCGCUCGUUCAGCCUUCGAAAAACCAGCUCCAGUAAAGACUGGAGCCAGCAGUCCCCAGGGAGAGACAUGGCACGCAGGACCUCAGCCUUCUUCUCCUGGGGCUCCCCACCCGCCAGGGCUGCCCAGCCUCCGCACCCUCACCUUCCUGACCCUGCCCUCCGUACCCACAGUUUGCCCAACCGGCCAUCCAAGGUGUUUCCUGCAAUUUUGUCCCCAUUUUGCCACAAGAUGGAAGAUGUCCCCACACUCCUUGAGAAAGUGAGUUUGCAGGAGACCUUCCCAGAUGCUUCCAGGGUUCCAAGGAGGAAGAUCUCACUCUUCUCCUCACUCAGACUCGAAGACAGAUCUUUUGAGAGUUUCUUCCAAGAAUCCAAACAAAGAAAGGACCUCCAGGACCUCUUUAGCAUCCGCAGGGGCAAAGGGGAGCCCGUGGACAGUGCCCAGCCCCUGGAGAAGCUGGCACAGCCUUUCACUAGCACCUGCCUGGAGCAGAGGGUCCAUCCUUCUCCAGACAAAGAUGCAAGUCCCAAACACACCCCUAUCCGAGUGCAGGUGACAGGGGCUGCCUCUUCUACCUCUUCCACCGGCUCCUCCUCUGGAGACGAAGAGUUUCAUCCCCAGCCUUCGUUGCAGUCAAAGGAGAGGGAGACACUUAGAAGAAGGAAGCUGGAGAACGCAAUAAAACAAAUGGUUAAGCAAGAAGAAUUGAAAAGACUUCAUAAAGCUCAGGCCAUCCAGAGGCAGCUGGAGGAGGUGGAGGAGCGGCAGAGGGCUUCUGAGAUCCAAGGCGUGAGGCUGGAGAAGGCGCUGAGGGGGGAAGCAGAUUCAGGCACACAAGAUGAAGCACAGCUUUUGCAGGAAUGGUUUAAGCUGGUUCUGGAGAAGAAUAAAUUAAUGCGAUAUGAGUCGGAGCUACUGAUCAUGGCCCAAGAAUUAGAACUGGAAGAUCAUCAAAGCAGACUGGAACAGACAUUAAGAGAAAAAAUGCUCAAGGAGGAGAGCCAGAAAGAUGAGAGCAAUCUGAACGAGGAGCAAGAAAUACUCAGCGAGAUGAUGCAAGUAAUUGAACAAAGGGACAGACUCGUGGACUCCUUAGAGGAACAGCGCAUAAAAGAAAAGGCUGAAGACCAGCACUUUGAAAGCUUCAUAUUCUCCAGGGACUGUCAGCUGAGUAGGACGUGAGCAGCCCAAGGCGCUGGCCCUGGAUGCUGGCUGAGGAUCAGGCCGGGCACACCUCACUCACUCACGGUUCCUUUGGCAGGAUUUGCCAUACGUGGAACUUAAGUGACGCCCUAUUGCAAUUUCUUCUUAAAAUUCUCCCAUAUGGAGUACAGCUGCCCAAGACCCUUCCAGAGAUUAUAAUGACGAAUAGACAAAGAUGGUUAGGGAAUUGGCAGUCACUUUGGCACGUCUCACAUUGGAAGUGACCUUGGCAGAUGACCAGCAUUGUUUUCCCUGGAAAGUGACACAGGGAUCGACUUUCCUGCUGUUUUUAUCAUUUAUCUCCCCAAUUCAUUGAGUUACACAUCUUAAGAUUUUUACAAAGCUGCCUUUUCAUUAAUAUAUCCCUAUUUGCCCUUUUUUUUUUUUUUUUCUGCAUGGAUGACCGGUUUCCAAAUGUCAGAAAGAAGCAGCCACAGUUUAAAGAUUAGGUUAAUAUUUAAAAAUUGUGUUUCCAGAGAAAGAGGAGAAACCUUGAGAUUACUGAUUACAUAAAGCAAAUAACUCAUAUAGCAGGUGUUAAUUCAAUCCAGGGUGAAUUUAAUUUACCAGUUGUAUUUAUAAGCCUUAAUAUAAUAUACAUAAGAAAUGAGAGUUUAAUACAACAUUUGAGCCUUAAUUUCAUUUUAAAAAAAAAGAGAGAAGGAAAUCAAACUUUAACUUCAUACUGGCAAGACUAUCAGUGUUCACCAAAUACUGCAGGCUUAGAAAAGCUUUUGUUCUCAGAGUCCUCUCCUUACUGGCCCCGGAACACAGUGAAAAGUGUUUCUCGAAAAUGAAUCAUUUUCCAGUGCAUUUUUAUAACCGUUGGCAAUGGCACUGAAAACACACACACUCGUGAUCCAAGGCGAAGAAGGCUUCCCGGUGACAGCCUUCUCAGGUCCAAAGAGAAGUGUCUCCAGUGCUCUCUCCAGGGGCUCCCUGGGAACUCCACAGGACAAGGACAAAACCACUUCUGACUUCACCCUAGAGCUGAGUGCAGCGACCCCAUUUACCAAAGGCAGUGAUCAAAUCCCAAACUGGGUCAUGGAUUUUUUUUUUUUUAAGUGACAUUUUCAAUGUGAAAAGAAAGCCAGGAGAUGGAAUUUGUGCACUGACAGGAGAUUCCUGGGUCGUUUUGAUGGUUCAUAUGGGAACCAAAGAAAAGAUUUUAAAUAGUGAUCUGUUGUCAUAAAGUAUUUGAUUGUUUACAGUCAAUGGGAUUCUUUGAAGAGUCAGCCUGUUGCUGACAAGAGACAGACUGAGGAACUCUUUGUUAUAUGUUUGGCCUCUCUCAUUUCUGCAAGUGUGUAAAUGUGUCAUUGAACAAAAGGUGCUUUGCAACAGUUGGCUCUUGAGACCUAACUCUCCUCAGUUCAUGUUGACCAUGAACCACUGCUGUGUGAGAUGCUGUCUAUGUGCACCAGUCUGGCCAGCUGAUAAGCCAGAAAUCAGAAAUGUAACUGGAUUUCUCAAGUGCGCCAUUGUUUUGGGCGGUAUUAAAAUGCAACCUUUCCAUGGCAGACCAAAUUCUGAAGGUUGUAAUUCUUUUGUCCUUCCUUCUUCUUCCCUUCCCCUUUUUAAAAAAAGAGUCAAAUCUUCUAGUGCCUGAAUUCUAUUGGGGAAUAUGUGCAGGCAUCUAUCUAGCUGUCAAAACUAUGCCAUAUAUGGCUAUUUACCUCUUCUUAUUUAUUUAUAUAUUUGGUGGAAAUUGCUAAUACAGUUUCCUCACAAUUCUGAUUUUCCUGUAUUAUAACUUGGAGAAGAUCUGUUGGCACUAGGGGGUAUCGGUAUAUAAGCUAUUUAACAUACAAGUAACCCAGAUGUUUGGGGCAGUGAGCUAGUUGUAUAGUAUUAAAGAUUUAUGGAGAUAGUUAAAAUAAUAUUUUCGGCCUUCAGGCAUUUAAAAUAAGACUCUGGAUACUCAGGAAUUUUAAUUCAUUUAAAGAAAAAGAUCCAGAACUUCUGUUUUUAUUCUAGAAUAUUUAGAAGUAUUCAAACCCAGUGUUUUCUGUCAGUUCUAUGAAAGCAUGCUGCUUGCGACUUGCAUAUGUUUAACGUGAUGCUUACCUGUGUGGUGUCUGGAUUGUUUUGAUACAAAAGAAUUUAUUGCCACUUAUUUUUGAUUUGUUCUAUUUUCAUCUAAAAGAAAGAUCCUCCUGAGGGGGCCAAGAAACACCUUCUUUCUGUUAAUAGAUGAGAAAGGCAAUUUGUUCAUUUUCUCUUUCAAAGACCAUGUUCUGGAGUUGAAGGCUGAGUCUUACGUGGCCAGGUUGAAACACACGCUCAUACCUAAGAGCCUUUUACUUACGCCGGCUUUUUACCAGCACGUAAAACCAUUUCAAUGGACAUUUCCAAAAUGACACAAAUAUUGUAGCUGUUGAAUUAUUUUGAACAAUUCCAUUCCUAUUCACAAUAAAGAAUGUUCUAAGACCGUCAAAGUGUAAAAUAUUGUACAUUUGAAAGACAGUUUCUUUAUGCAGUACGGGUAGGAUUAUGGCGAAAACAGCUUCUUCUGUCCUAUAAAAGUAUACUUGUGAUCAAAGCUGGACAAGUUAGGACUCUGAACGAGACAUAAAGCCCCAGCUCCGGGUCGUAUUUUAUAGCCAGUCUCACACAGCUUCUAAGUUAAACUAAAGGGCUCAUGUUAGUUGCUAGUUUAGGAUUUUACAUAAGUUGAAUCAAGAGGACAUGUCUGAAGCUUGCUCUCGCAAAGCAUUCAUUUGUUGAUCUAUUUGUGUAACAAACAUUCUCUGAAUGCCUGUGGGGUUGUGCAGCUUCCAUUAGGGGAGAAUAUCAGUCCUCCACUCUACCCCCAAAUAACUGCAAAAAUAAACAAGUACCACUCGCAAAUAAAUACAAAGGUAAAGAACUAUUUUUCAUUAUAACCAUCAGUCUAUUCUACUCACAUUAAUCUCAAGUCUAAAGACAUUUAUCCCCAACUCUUGUAGUGCUUCUUUGGCAAUGAAAAUAAGUUCGUUUCUAAAACUGUGAAAAAUACUAUCAGGUUGUACUGUUUCAUUUAGACCUUGACUUUGGCAGUGUGAGGCUGCUUGGACUCAAUCAAUGCUGAGAUGCAGCAUGUUAAUUCCGACUGAGAAAGGAAGUGGCAGGUGUUUCCAACUCUGAUGAGCUGCAAUGAAAUUGAUGUUUUCUGCAUUCUGGAGGCAAAUGGCAAUUCAGCAGUGUCUGUCUUCCCAGGAAGCAGACUUACAGGCUUUUCCUUCCAAACUGAAAAUGGCAGCAUGUCCCAGCCAGGUGGCUGAUCAGAGAACUACCUCAGCAGGGCAGAGGUGGCAGGGGGCAGCUGGGGCUGCCACACGAACAGAGAGAGUCGCAGUCAUUGGAUGUGGUGAGCUCAAAUGUAAUUUAUUGUAAUAGGAAGGUUCACGUACAGGGGAGCGUGUACUGUUUCGCCUACUGUUUAUCUUCUAACCUCACUGCUGAGUAGCUUGUAAAAGAUUAAUUUGCUCUGACAAUUGGGAACUAUUCAUGUGGGCUGAAAUGCGUUACAUGGGCACUGCUAUAAAUACUGAAAUGAACCAAAAAUAAAUGGUUUCCUGUUGAAGGAAUCAAAACAUUUUCAUGUGGGCUUGGUCUGGCACCUCCAAGGGCAGUGUCCAUUUCAUGUCUUCCUUUCCAGUGAAAGGAGCGGGGCAAAGCUUUGAUUUCGUGUGGGAGUCUGUGAAUUAACAGUUGGAUGCUUUAUUCCCACCGGGGCACCUGGAAGGACUUAUCUGACUAGCACAUUGGACUUGAUUGGGAAGAGGAGUGAAGAAGUUUUGCCUAGGGUGUAUUCUCUUUCAACAAAGAAAGUUACCCUCAGGGAUGGGGAGGCAGAAAGGUGGAGCCAGUCCUGGUUUACCUCCUCAUUCCUCUCACCUUCUUACCUGGCAUGGCCUGGUUUUAUAUUUCAGUUCCUCUGCAGAAAUGCUCCCAUCUGCCCUGAACUGGCCUCUUUCAUCAAUGCACACUUUGAGGACUGGGCUUGUUUGUUUCUGUUCUUAAUCCCAGUGCAUGCAAGCAUUCCUGAUAGGUGAGAGCAUAAUGCCUCAGAAUUGCCACAUCAGGUUAACCAAGUGGUCAGUCCCCAGCAUUUCACACGGAGUUCCCCCUUUGUUUGAAAGCUUUUGUCUGCUGUUGGAAUAUUUGCAACGAUCCAUUUGUUCCCAUCUAAAAUCAACAAAAAGUAAACAUAACUGCAGGUAAGAGCCCCUGUUUUGCAAGCGCUAACAUUGUGGCAGCAGGGAAAGCCCCAAGGAAGGCCAGCCACUUUUGAUGGCACUUUGCAAGUUUUCUUUGUGCCCAUGCUGGGGUUCAUCUGCCCUCCUCUGGCUCUCAGAGUCACGGACUCUCAGCCAUUAGCUGGCCUAUUAGCUGCAACUCACCAUCCCUCAGCCUUCGGGGCAUGUGUGGUAGUUUCACACUCACUCCCUUUCGCAGCUUGUUUCUGCAAAAACGACAAGCACAACCAAUGUUGUCAGGGAUCCCCUGAGGAGCCCCUCCGACUCUGAUCAGGGUACUGGAUACUGUGAAUUCAGCUUGUGUCACCUGCCAGGUGCCGUAAUAAGCUCUAUAAAUGUAUUGUUUCAUUUGAUCCUGAAAGCAAAAUCCUUAUACCCCAUUUUUAAGAUAAGACUGAGACACAGAGGCUCAGCUUACCUGCUAUUCCAGGUACAAAGUAGUGGAACUGGGGCUAGAUCCAGAUGUCAGCCUCCGGAACCUGGGCCCUCGACCGCCAGGCUAUACAGCCUUACCCUGUGUCCCCACCCAGACCUGUGUCUUCUGUUUACCUGUUCCUUCCCUUGCUUUCCUAAAUCAGUUCCCAUUGCCACAGUCCCCCAGCACUUCACUGACCUGCCCUGAUCAGGGGAAAUAAGGGAACAGAAGCCAAAGCUGUCCCUUUAAAGUGCCUUGUGUUUCCUUCUGUACUGCAUCUAUACAUACUCUAACAUGAAAACAAUGAUCUAGAAUGGUUAUCUAACCUCCACCACCCCUCACAAAAAUCUUUGAGUAAACAUGACACUCUAGGAAGAUGCAUCUUGUUUACACUGGGAGGUCAAGUACCUGGGACACACUGCCAUGGACCUGCAGGGCACUUUUGUGCCCCAAAUUGAGAAGCAUGGCACUACCUAAUCAAAUCUCAGCUCCCAAGGGUAGGGAAGCAAGAGCACAGGGGUGGAGGGAUGGGAGAAGGCGUGCAUGGAGGGAGUGUCUUGGAGACCAACUGGGAGUAAGCUGGUUUUUGCAGACCCUUGGAGAGACCAUGCAGAGGCGGUGGGGAGCAAGAAAAGUCUCAAAUACACAGCCUCACUUUCUACCUAAAAGAGAUAGAAAAGGAACAGCAACUAAAGCCUGGAGCCAGAAGAAGGGAAGUAAUAAAGAUGAGACCAGGAAUAAAUGACAUAGAAGGAAAUAAAACAGUAGGACAGAUGAAUGAAACCAGAAGCUGGUUCUCUGAAAGAAUGAACAGAAUUGAUAACCCCCUAGCCAGACUUAUCAAAAAGGAAAGAGAAAGGACCCAAAUAAAUAGAAUCACAAAUGUAGGAGGAGAGAUCACAACCAAUACCGCAGAAGUACAAUUAGAAUAUUAUGAAAAAUUAUAUGCCAAGAAACUGGGAAAUCUGGAGGAAAUGGACGCAUUCCUCGAAAUGUACAACUACCAAAACUGAAACAGGAAGAAAUGGAAAAAAAUUUUUUUUAACGCAGGGAUUUUUAAGUUUAUUUAGAGAGAGACAGAAAAAGAGUGCAAGUGGGGGAUGGGCAGAAUCAGAGGGGGGCAGAGGAUCCAAAGCAGGCUCUGUGCUGAUAGGAGACAGCCUGACAUAGGGCUCAAGCUCAGGAACUGUGAGAUCAUGACCUAAGCCGAAGUCAGACGCUUAACUGACUGAACCACCCAGGGGCCUCAAGAAAUAGAAAAUUUGAACAGGCCCAUAACCAGCAAAGAAAUUGAAUCAGUAAUCAAAAAUCUCCCAGCAAAGUCCAGGGCCACAUGGCUUCCCAGGGGAAUUCUACCAGACAUUUAAAGAAGAGUUGAUACCCAUUCUUCCCAAACUAUUCCAAAAAAUAGAAAUGGAAGGAAAGUUUCCAAACUUGUUCUAUGAGGCCAACAUUACCUUGAUUCCAAAACCAGAAAAAGACUCCACUGAAAAGGAGAAUUACAGUCCAAUAUCCCUGGUGAACAUGGAUGCAAAAAAUCCUCAACAAGAUACUAGCAAAUUGAAUCCAACAGUACAUUAGAAUUAUUCACUGCCAUCAAGUGAGAUUUACUCUUGGGCUUGAGGGGUUCGAUAUUCACAAAUCAAUGUGAUACACCACAUUAAUAGAAGACAGGAUAAGAACCAUAUGAUCCUCUUGAUAGAUGCAGAAAAAGCAAUUGACAAAAUACAGCAUCCAUUCUUAAUAAAAACCCUCAAGAGAGGAUAGAUGGAGCAUACCUCAACAUCAUAAAGGCCAUCUAUGAAAAACCCACAGCCAAUAUCAUCCUCAAUGGGGAAAAACUGAGAGCUUUUCCUCUACGAUCAGAAUAAGACAAGGAUGUCCACUUUCACCAUUGUUAUUUCACCUAGCAGUGGAAGUCCUAGCUUCAGUGAUCAAAGAGAAACAAAAGCAUCCAAAUCAGCAGCAAACAGGUCAAACUUUCGCUGUUUGCAGAUGGCAUGAUACUCUAUGUAGAAAACCCAAAAAGACUCCACCAGAAAAUUACUAGGACUGAUACAUGAAUUGAGAAAACUUUCAGGGUACAAAAUCAAUGUACAGAAAAAUCUGUCUCAUGUCUAUGUACCAAUAAUGAAGCAGCAGGAAGAGAAAUUGAGGAAUCGAUCCCAUUUACAAUUGCACCAAAAACUGUAAGAUACCCAGCAAUAAAACUAACCAAAGAGGUAAAAUAUCUGUACUUUGAAAACUAUAGAACACUUAUGAAAGAAAUUGAAGAAGACACACACACACACAGAUGCAAAAACAUUUCGUGCUCAUGGAUUAGAAGAGCAAAUAUUGUUAAAUGUCUAUACUACCCAAAGCAAUGUACACAUUCAGUGCAAUCCCUAUCAAAACACUACCAGCAGUUUUUCACAGAGCUAGAACAAACAAUUCUAAAAGUGUUAGGGAACCGCAAAAGCCCCAAAUAGCCAAAGCAAUCUUGAAAAAGAAAAGCAAAGCUGGAGGCAUCACAAUUCUGGACUACAAGGUAUAACAAACCUGUGGGCAUCAAGACAGCAUGGUACUGGCACAAAAACAGACACAUAGAUCAAUGGAACAGAAUAGAGAACCCAGAAAUGGACCCACAAACGUAUGGCCGAAUAAUCUUCGACAAAGCAGGAAAGAAUAUCCAAUGGAAAAAGGACAGUCUCUUCAACAGAUAGUGCUGGGAACACUGGACAGCAACAUGCAGAAGAAUGAAACUAGAUUACUUUCUUACACCACACACAAAAAUACAUUUAUAAAUUUAAAAGAUCUAAAUGUGAGACAGGAAGCCAUCAAAAUCCUAGAGGCAAAUACCGGCAGCAAUCUCUUUGACCUUGGCCACAGCAACUUCUCACUAGACACAUCUCUGGAGGAAAGGGCAACAAAAGCAAGAAUGAACUAUUGAGACCUCAUUGAGAUUAAAACAAAACAAAACAAAACAAAACAACUGCUACACAGCAAAGGAAACAAUCAACAAAACUAAAAGGCGUCAUGUGGAACGGGAGAAGAUAUUUGCAAAUGAUACGUUCGCUAAAGGGUUAAUAUCCAAAAUCUGUAAAGAACUUCUCAAACUCAACACCUGACAAGUAAUCCAGUAAAAAAAAAAAAAAAAAAAAA